Homo sapiens (human) is the source of this 1540-nucleotide messenger RNA. RefSeq names its product proteasome 26S subunit, ATPase 3 (gene PSMC3). Lineage: Eukaryota; Metazoa; Chordata; Mammalia; Primates; Hominidae. Gene Ontology annotation, molecular function: ATP hydrolysis activity; ATP binding. The record is from RefSeq and is marked reviewed. The transcript has 12 exons. Gene Ontology annotation, cellular component: nucleus; proteasome accessory complex; cytoplasm. The coding region runs from base 161 to 1480 and encodes 439 amino acids.
AGAUUCGCUGCUCCGCAGCACGGCCGGAGCUGGUCGGGUCAAGAGUCGGGAUUUGUGGGGAGAGGUUUUCCACUGGUCAAGAGAAGGCUUUAAGAAAGACGGUAUUAAUCUCCCGUUGCGGCUCCCGCCUGGUCCCAUCUUCUGCCCGCUCCUCCAGGAAAUGAAUCUGCUGCCGAAUAUUGAGAGUCCAGUGACUCGGCAGGAGAAGAUGGCGACCGUGUGGGAUGAGGCCGAGCAAGAUGGAAUUGGGGAGGAGGUGCUCAAGAUGUCCACGGAGGAGAUCAUCCAGCGCACACGGCUGCUGGACAGUGAGAUCAAGAUCAUGAAGAGUGAAGUGUUGAGAGUCACCCAUGAGCUCCAAGCCAUGAAGGACAAGAUAAAAGAGAACAGUGAGAAAAUCAAAGUGAACAAGACCCUGCCGUACCUUGUCUCCAACGUCAUCGAGCUCCUGGAUGUUGAUCCUAAUGACCAAGAGGAGGAUGGUGCCAAUAUUGACCUGGACUCCCAGAGGAAGGGCAAGUGUGCUGUGAUCAAAACCUCUACACGACAGACGUACUUCCUUCCUGUGAUUGGGUUGGUGGAUGCUGAAAAGCUAAAGCCAGGAGACCUGGUGGGUGUGAACAAAGACUCCUAUCUGAUCCUGGAGACGCUGCCCACAGAGUAUGACUCGCGGGUGAAGGCCAUGGAGGUAGACGAGAGGCCCACGGAGCAAUACAGUGACAUUGGGGGUUUGGACAAGCAGAUCCAGGAGCUGGUGGAGGCCAUUGUCUUGCCAAUGAACCACAAGGAGAAGUUUGAGAACUUGGGGAUCCAACCUCCAAAAGGGGUGCUGAUGUAUGGGCCCCCAGGGACGGGGAAGACCCUCCUGGCCCGGGCCUGUGCCGCACAGACUAAGGCCACCUUCCUAAAGCUGGCUGGCCCCCAGCUGGUGCAGAUGUUCAUUGGAGAUGGUGCCAAGCUAGUCCGGGAUGCCUUUGCCCUGGCCAAGGAGAAAGCGCCCUCUAUCAUCUUCAUUGAUGAGUUGGAUGCCAUCGGCACCAAGCGCUUUGACAGUGAGAAGGCUGGGGACCGGGAGGUGCAGAGGACAAUGCUGGAGCUUCUGAACCAGCUGGAUGGCUUCCAGCCCAACACCCAAGUUAAGGUAAUUGCAGCCACAAACAGGGUGGACAUCCUGGACCCCGCCCUCCUCCGCUCGGGCCGCCUUGACCGCAAGAUAGAGUUCCCGAUGCCCAAUGAGGAGGCCCGGGCCAGAAUCAUGCAGAUCCACUCCCGAAAGAUGAAUGUCAGUCCUGACGUGAACUACGAGGAGCUGGCCCGCUGCACAGAUGACUUCAAUGGGGCCCAGUGCAAGGCUGUGUGUGUGGAGGCGGGCAUGAUCGCACUGCGCAGGGGUGCCACGGAGCUCACCCACGAGGACUACAUGGAAGGCAUCCUGGAGGUGCAGGCCAAGAAGAAAGCCAACCUACAAUACUACGCCUAGGGCACACAGGCCAGCCCCAGUCUCACGGCUGAAGUGCGCAAUAAAAGAUGGUUUAGGGUC